Rhopalosiphum maidis (corn leaf aphid) is the source of this 2140-nucleotide messenger RNA. RefSeq names its product endoplasmic reticulum junction formation protein lunapark (gene Lnpk). The record is from RefSeq and is a predicted model, not a curated record. Gene Ontology annotation, cellular component: endoplasmic reticulum tubular network. The coding region runs from base 479 to 1546 and encodes 355 amino acids. Lineage: Eukaryota; Metazoa; Arthropoda; Insecta; Hemiptera; Aphididae. Gene Ontology annotation, biological process: endoplasmic reticulum tubular network organization. The transcript is spliced from 9 exons.
AAAUAUAUUUAUGUAAAUUUCAGACAUGUAGACCACAGUCAAAUUAUAGAUAACCUCCGGCAUCCGGCCGAUUAUCUUGAAUAUCUUUGAUUUGUAUAUAUGGCGUAUCGUUAUCUCAUUGUUGCCCUUAUCAUUAUAUAGUUUUAUAAUUUUGCUUUUGGUUCCAAAUCAACUAUAAACGUCAUUACUCAUUAUUACUCAGUACUCACCAUUCACUACUCACUAGUCAGUUAGCCAGUACUUAUUUAGUAUUUUUAUUGCUCACUUGUUUGUUACUCAGUUGGACUUUGCUUCUGUUGGUCGUCCGAUUUAUCAUCAAUUGUUAAAACAUUAAGUUGGCGGUUGCAAUAGCGAUAUGAAUAUAUUUAUAGCUACAACAUAGAGUAACUCUGAGCUACAAACUGAUGACAGUUGAAGUGCCUGGACGUUCUCAGUUCUCACUCAAUGUCAAUAAGGUUUAGUAUUUAGAACGCCAACGAUGGGCAAUAUACUCGCGAGAUUUAAAAAAAAAAAAGAUACAAAAGCAGUUUUGGAAUCCUUAGAAGAUGAAAUUAUGUAUAUUGAAAAUAUGACUUCAAAUACUUCACCAAUAAAUUAUUAUAAAAUAGUUUUCCAUUCAGCUCUCAUGUAUGGAUUUAUUUAUAUACUUUAUUAUUUUGGUAUAAUUCCUUAUGAACUAUUUAAAAAUAACUAUAUCAUGGCUGUUUUUGCAGCAUAUCCAAUCAUAGCUCUUUAUUAUUAUAAAUUUGAUGUUUGGUAUUAUAAUCGAAAAAUAGUAACAUAUAAAAAAAAAUUAAUAGAAUUAAAAUCUGUAAAGAAAAAAAUACUUGAUGAGGUAAUGGAAAAAGAAACAUUUAAAGUUGCAAAAGAAAUUUUAGAAAAAUAUGCUCCCCAUCAACUUCAAUCCAUGACUUCUCAAAACUUUAUUAACCAAAGAGCACUUCCGUCUACAAACAAUAGGCCACCCUAUGCUUCUUCUGGUAGACCAAUGAAUAGGGCAUCGAAUAUGGGUCAUCCACCAGCAAUAAUGUCAUCAGCAGUUAAGCCAAGGUUAGCUCUUCCAAGACCAGUUCUUUCGAGGGACCGUACAAUAUUCGACCGUUUAGCUGAUAAAGUUCUAGGUGAUGGACCUCAAAAUCGAUAUGCUUUAAUUUGUAGAACAUGUGGCUCUCAUAAUGGAAUGGCUCGUAAAGAAGAAUUUGAUUUCUUAGCAUAUAGAUGUGCAUAUUGUUCUCAGUGGAAUCCAUCUCUUAAACCUAGACCUCAGUUAGCAAUUAGUUAUAACAACAAUGCAUUAACACAAAACGGGUAUGUUGCAUCUACUGAAACCAUUGAAGAAAUAACUGAUGAAAUGUCAAAAACUGAUUCAGACACAAAUGAUAGUGAACAUUCUGAACAUAAAGAUUUAAUAAUUAACAAUUCAGGUCCCACAAUUGAAGAGGUGGUGGAUCCAUCACAUGAUUUAAAAUCUAAAACUGAAGAUGAAGAAGAAUCAAAAGAUAAUUCUACAUCAGUAGCUGAAGAAUCAUUGCAACUUCAAACAUAAUAAAAUAAAACCAACCAUUGUGGGGAAGGAGCAAUGAAAUGGUGUUUCUAAUUAAUUUAAUAUUUGUUGAUGUUUUAAAUUUAAUAUUAAACAGAGGUAGCAAUUAACUCCAUAAUAAUGGUAAUAAUUAUUAAAAACUUUUUUAACUAAGUGUCUAAUAUAACAUUUGUUCACAAUUUAAUAAUGUAUACAGGGUAUUUAAAUAUUAUAUUUUUUAAUUUUUAUGAUAUAAUCAAUCAUAACUUUGAAUAUUUGUUAAAAAAAUAAUGUAUUCUAAAAGUAUUUAUUAAUACUUUACUAUUAAGGAGAAUUGUAUGUAUUCUAUGAUAGAAUUUCUAUCUCUUGGUUGAUGUAAUACAUAUAUAUAUUUUUUUAUUACUGACUGAUAAAUAUAAAUACAUACAUUGGUUAAUUCUUUAGAUUGUUUUUGUAAAUAUUAGAUUGUAAGAAUCGAAAUAGUUUCAGCUAUAAAAGAGUUUUAAAAACUAGUUAUUGUGGUAUAAAAAUACUAGUCAAUGCACUGCUAUUGUACACUAUGUUUGAACAAACAAAUUAUACUGUUAAUUCCAAUAAACAAAUAUAAUUUUCCUUGAA